This is a messenger RNA of Alternaria viburni, 294 nucleotides long. RefSeq lists its product as uncharacterized. The record is from RefSeq and is a predicted model, not a curated record. Bases 1 to 294 code for a protein of 97 amino acids. NCBI's taxonomy places the organism in Eukaryota, Fungi, Ascomycota, Dothideomycetes, Pleosporales, Pleosporaceae. The transcript is spliced from 2 exons.
AUGACGCACGCCCGGGGUGCCUACAUCGAAUACAAAGAUGGCGAAAUAGAAGCUGAGGGCCUCAUAGAUGUUACAUCUCCCGAACGCUUGCUCGGUAUCUGGAAGUGGCCAGCGUAUGGAUGGAAGGGAGCAACGGCACUCGCGCGGCAAGGCGAUGACCUUGGUGAAUACGCCGCACCAGACAACAACGCUGACACUAUAGCCCUUUUCGCGAGCGGGUGUUCACUGCUCAAGGACCAAAAGAAGAUCGAUGCCAAAGGACGGAUAGUACCGAUGCAGGAGGUACCGUCGUGA